Molecule: messenger RNA, 997 nt
Organism: Engraulis encrasicolus (European anchovy)
Lineage: Eukaryota; Metazoa; Chordata; Actinopteri; Clupeiformes; Engraulidae
Product: E3 ubiquitin-protein ligase TRIM47-like
Exons: 3
Coding region: 37-966 (309 amino acids)
Molecular function (GO): zinc ion binding
Source: RefSeq, a predicted model, not a curated record
GCUGGAGUCACAGAUCGCUUCGACUGCUUGAGAGAAAUGGCUGAGGCCAGUGUCGGUAACAGGGAUAUUUUGGAGUGUCCUAUUUGUUUGGGUCUUCUGAAUGAUCCGGUGACUCUUACCUGUGGGCACAGCUACUGUUUGCGCUGUAUUGAGAACUGCUGGGAUAAGGGCGACAAGGGCGUUUACAGCUGCCCCGAGUGCAGACAGACUUUCGCUCAACGACCCGUUUUAAACAAGAAUAUUGUACUUGCUGAGCUCGCAGAUCAAAAGAAGAAGAUCGGAAUAGGCCAACAAACCUCUGAAUGUGUUGCUGGACCUGGAGAUGUGGCGUGCGACGUCUGUAAAGGGAUAAAACUCAAAGCUGUCAAGUCCUGUCUGCAGUGUCUCAAGUCUUACUGUGCCACUCACCUAAAAGCUCACAAUGAACUUAUAGAUGGAAACCACACCAUUACCGACGACACGGGCCAACUACAGGAGAGGAUUUGUCCCAGUCAUAAGAAGGUUUUUGAAAUAUUCUGCCGCACUGAUCAGAGUUGCAUCUGCUAUCUGUGUAUGGUCGAUAAUCAUAAAGGCCACGACUCAGUCACAGCUGAGGCAGAGUGGAGUCAUAAAAAGGAGGGGUUGGGGCAGAGCCAGAGGAGAUGCCAGCAGAUAAUCCAGUUGAAGGAGAAGGAGCUGCAGGAGCUGAGGAAGGCUGUGGAGACUCUCAAGUCUGGUGCACAGACAGCAGUGGAGGAGAGUGAGAGGAUGUUUACUGAGAGGAUCCGCUCCAUUGAGAGAAGGUGCUCUGAGGUGACAGAGCUGAUCAGAGCUCAGGAGAAGGCUGAGGUGAGUCGAGCUGAAGGACUCCUGAAGCGACUGGAGCAGGAGAUUGCUGAGCUGAAGAGGACAGAUGCUGAGAUGAAGCAACUUUCACUGACUCAGGAUCCCAUCCACUUCCUGAAGGUAGACAGCAUUACUUUAUAGAGCGUUCAAAACAUGGCUAAACACAGUGGUA